Molecule: messenger RNA, 1766 nt
Organism: Seriola aureovittata
Lineage: Eukaryota; Metazoa; Chordata; Actinopteri; Carangiformes; Carangidae
Product: prisilkin-39-like
Exons: 5
Coding region: 631-1695 (354 amino acids)
Source: RefSeq, a predicted model, not a curated record
UAGAAAGGUUCGCUACCAGAAGUGCAUAAAUGACUUUUUUAAUUAUAUUUCCUUAAGUGGAAAUUUAGAGUUAUGAAUUACAAUCCUGAGUCAAUGAUUGCUGCAUCCUGCAUUAUGUAGGUCAACACUGCACUCUUGAACAAAAGUCUCAUGUAUGUAAACUUUGUUGAAAAUCUAUGAAUGAGCAGCCCAUACUGCUACUACUUCAGACCAGCCCUUUAGUCUUCCAGUUCUGUAACUACACUUUUCCAAAAAGAUACUAGAACUGUAAGUUGUUCAACUACACACGCCUGUUCAAUGUUAAUGCAACAUAAUUGCAAUGUAUCAUUGUUGACAUCCCCAAGAUAUUUUACCAAGGUCGAGAAAAUACAAAUUGUUAUGGUGGAAAACUGGCUGUUUAACCAGAAAAAAAUAUUGCAAAACGUUUUUCACCUUGAACACACCCCAGGUUUCAUUGUUAUCAGCUGUGCCCACUUAGCCAUCAAUUAACACAGCUUUGAGAAUCCUUUAAAAGAAGCUCAGGAGGCUCAUGAAGACAUUGUGCUUGUGGAAGACUGUUGUGCCAGUAGUAGUUUCUUGGGGAAAAAUUGCUGGACAGACAUCCUGAGUUUAUCCACCUACUGAACCAAAAUGAUGAUGUUCUGGAUUUCAUGUCUACUGAUUGGAAGCAUCAGCUGUAGUCCCUUACCAAAAGAGUAUGGAUCAGAAGCUGCUCCUGCAGCAGCCUCAGAACCUUUAGAGGUGCCACUCCCUUACCGCCCUGGUAGCUGGAACAGAUGGGUGAGUUCUAUCGGCAGCAGCUCCCCUAAACCAAGUCUACCCAACCCAACCUCUGAAACUGGUGCUUCUGCCAGUGCUGUCCCUGGAAGUUCCAGCAGCCGCUACACUGGGGGCAGUGACUUCAACAGUGGGUACCUUAGUGUCAGGGAUGAGGCCUAUAAAAUCCCUGAGGUCAGUUACUAUGGGGCUUAUGCAGCCUCUGACCCUAGUGGAUAUGGCACUGCAAGUGGCAUUUAUACUGGUGGUUAUGCUAGCUCAGCUAGUGGAUAUGGUGGCAGUGCUCCAAGUGGCAGUUAUGCUAGCCCACCUAGUGGAUAUGAUGGCAGUGCAGCAAGUGGCACUUAUACUGGUGGCUAUGCUAGCUCAGCUAGUGGAUAUGAUGGCAGUGCCCCAAGUGGAAGUUAUACUGGUGGCUAUGCUAGCCCACCUAGUGGAUAUGAUGGCAGUGCUCCAAGUGGAAGUUAUACUGGUGGCUAUGCUAGCCCACCUAGUGGAUAUUAUGGCAGUGCUCCAAGUGGCAGUUAUACUGGUGGCUAUGCUAGCCCACCUAGUGGAUAUGAUGGCAGUGCUCCAAGUGGAAGUUAUACUGGUGGCUAUGCUAGCUCAGACAGUGGAUAUGCAGGGAGCAGCUCUUAUGGGUAUGUUGGCCCUCAAGAUGAGGCCAGCUCUGGAUCUGCCACCAACACUGGUGCUGGUCUUGAGACCCCUGAGCCAGUCUUCAGUGACGUGUCUGACCUGGAGCCAGUCUACUCCUUCAGCUCUCGUUCAGGCUACCAGCGAGGAAGAGAGGUGUUUUCUCAAACCCGAUACACCCCAGGAGAGCCUGCUCCCCGUGUCAUGCCAGUAUCCAGACGCAUCAGCAAAACACCCACUCAAAGCGACUCUGCUGGAGCUCCAGCUAAAGGUGGCUUCUAGAGACUUUCUGGUCUCCAUGAUGUCUCGCUGCUUAGUUAUAACCUGAUACCAAUAAACUGGUUUUCAUCAAA